Molecule: messenger RNA, 1059 nt
Organism: Plasmodium gallinaceum
Lineage: Eukaryota; Apicomplexa; Aconoidasida; Haemosporida; Plasmodiidae
Product: conserved Plasmodium protein, unknown function
Exons: 1
Coding region: 1-1059 (352 amino acids)
Source: RefSeq, a predicted model, not a curated record
AUGGAAAAAAUUAUUGAUAACAAAAUGAAUAUUUCAGAUGAAAAUAAUUUUAAAAACAUAAAUGAUAAUAAAAAGAAUUAUGUUAAUGAAAACUUAAAAAAUAAAUUUGAUGAAAAGAUAGAUUAUUUAGACAAAACAUUAGGAAAUAAAUUUGAUAAAAAAAUAAAAGAAGAAAAAUCUAUUUAUGAUAAAAAUACAGAUAUAAGAAUUUAUGAAAAUCAAAUUUCAAAAAAAAAAAAAAGAGCUUUUACAUUAGGAGCUAUAGAUGGAAUUGGAGAUAUUAGUAUCUUAAAGGCUCCUUUAAUAAACCCAGAAAAUCCAAAAGUUGAACCUCCUAUUUUACAGUUACCAUCAGCUACUAAUUUAAUAAAAAAUAUUCAUUUAAAAAUUAAUUUUGAUAAAAACAUCGAUAAAUCAUAUAAAUAUAGAACUCAAAAUAGUAAUAAAGACAUUAUAAAUAAUAUGAAACCUUUAUAUUCACUUCCAGAAAAAGUUAUGACUUAUUAUAUGAACACAAAUAAUGAACAAGGAGAAGAAUGGAAUGUAAACAGAAAUACAAAAUAUUGUGUAAAUGAAAGUAAUAAAGAAAAAAAAGAUGAAGAUGAAAAAAAAGAAGAAAAAUAUGAAAAAAAAAAAGAUUCAGAAAAUAGAAUAUUAAUAGAUACAUUAAGUGAUAAAAAGGAAAUUGAAUUUUCUAAAAAAGAAAAUAUAAGCAAUAAAGAGGUAAAUCUUCAUAGGAAUACCAUUUCCAGUAAUAAUAAUAAUAAUCAUAUUUCACGAAAAGAAAAAUCCAUGCAACUUUCAAAAGCAAAAUUGAUACAAAAAAACGAAGAAAAUAAGCAAUUCAAAAAUAACAAUGAUUUUUAUAAGGAUUCUUUAGAAAAUUCAAAUUUUUACAAAGAUAAUUUUAAUCAUGAUAAACAUUUCAAUGAAGGUAAUUUAUAUAAAAUAUUUAAUAAUAAAAGUAAUGAUGAACUAAAACUUUUGGAAGCAAAUCAUAUAAUGUCAUCUACCUUAGCAAAUGCCCUUAAAAAACUAGCUGAUGAUGUUUUUGUUUAA